UGCAAGGGUGGGUUUAUGGCCUGGGGCUCCUGGUUACUGAUUUACCACGGGAGGGGAAGGACGGCGAGGCCGGGCAGCUGCGAGCAUUCAGCAGGCUCCCACGGCGGUGGCAGGACAGGGGGCUCGUCCCGGAGGAGCCAGAGGUGCCCGAACCCACACGGGGCGAGGAUGCUGCGCUGGAGCCUGCUGCUGCUGUGCCUGCUCCUGCCCUGCUCGGAGCAGCAGUACCUGGAGAACGCCACGCGCAUCAUGGAGAGCACGCCGGUCAUCGAUGGGCACAACGACCUGCCCUGGCAGCUCCUCAAAAGGUUCAACAACCGGCUGGGGCUGCCGGAGUCCAACCUGACGCAGCUGAACGGCACGCACACCAACAUCCCCAAACUCAACACCGGCCACGUGGGCGGCCAGUUCUGGUCGGUGUACGUGCCCUGCGAGACGCAGAACAAGGACGCGGUGAAGCGCACGCUGGAGCAGAUCGACGUGGUGCACCGCAUGUGCCAGCUCUACCCCGACACCUUCUCCUGCGUCGUGGACAGCGCUGGCAUCGAGGCGGCUUUUCGGAACAAGAAAGUGGCCAGCCUCAUCGGCGUGGAGGGCGGCCACUCCAUCGACAGCAGCCUGGGCGUCCUGCGUACCUUCUACAUGCUGGGCGUCCGCUACAUGACCCUCACCCACAGCUGCAACACGCCCUGGGCUGACAACUGGCUGGUGGACACGGCGGAGGAGUCGCCCGUGCACCACGGCCUCUCGGCUUUUGGCAAGACCGUGGUGGAGGAGAUGAACCGGCUGGGCAUGAUCGUGGACCUGGCCCACGUCUCGGUGGCCACCAUGAGGAUGGUGCUGAACAUCUCCAAAGCCCCCGUCAUCUUCAGCCACUCCUCCGCCUAUGGCCUCUGCCCGCACCGCCGCAACGUGCCGGAUGACGUGCUGAGGAUGGUGGCUGCCAAGGAGGGGCUGGUGAUGGUCAACUUCUACAACGACUAUGUGACCUGCAGUGACAAGGCCAACCUGAGCGACGUGGCGAACCACAUGGACUACGUGAAGAGGGUGGCAGGCUACCAGUUUGUGGGCUUCGGUGGGGACUACGACGGCGUCACGAGGCUCCCCACGGGGCUGGAGGACGUCUCCACCUACCCGGCGCUGGUGGCGGAGCUGCUGCGCAGGGGCUGGACGGAGCAGGAGGUGAGGGCGGCGCUGGCAGGCAACCUGCUCCGUGUCUUCAAGAAGGUGGAGGAGGUGAAGGUGUCCCUGCAGGGCACGGCGCCCCUGGAGGAGCCCAUCGCCCUCGAGGAGCUGUCUGGGGAGUGCAGGACGAGCUACGGAUACACCGACACCACCACCGGGGCCGGCCCAGCCCCGCUCCUGCCGGCAGCCCUGGUGCUGGCGCUGCCCCUGCUCAGCACCCUGCUGUCCUAGCACCCUGCUGAGGGUGCUGGGUGCCCCCCGGCACGGCUGGACCCUGCCAGCACCUCACCCCGAGCACCAUGAAGCCGUGCCAGGCAGUGCGCAUCGCCCCCAAGCCCCCAGGGGUGCAUGGUGGGGUUGGCACCUGCCCCGCUGCGGUGACGAGCCACCACGGCGUGCCACCGGCCACCCUGAUGGCACCCUGAUGGCACCCUGAUGGCACCCUGGCACGGCACCGGGCACCCCGGCGUGGCGGAGGCACUCGGUGGGUGCCCACCCCGGGCUGGGGGCUGCCACCACACCGGGAGUGAGACAUCGCCGCAACAGCCGGCCAGGUGGCGGCGGGGCUGCCUCCGCAGGAUGCUUCCAUUAAUCAUUAGCGAAUUAAUUGGUUACUCAAUCA
This is a messenger RNA of Anas platyrhynchos (mallard), 1807 nucleotides long. It is a transcript of the gene DPEP1, whose product is annotated as dipeptidase 1. Gene Ontology annotation, molecular function: metallodipeptidase activity. The record is from RefSeq and is a predicted model, not a curated record. Lineage: Eukaryota; Metazoa; Chordata; Aves; Anseriformes; Anatidae. Gene Ontology annotation, biological process: proteolysis. Gene Ontology annotation, cellular component: plasma membrane.